ACUGUCUCUUUUUGUCUCAAAAAAAAUGGAGUCUGAGAAUUUGAUGAAUCUAUCUCUUCUCCAACGCAGAAACGUUUCACAAACCCUAGACUUAGAGCUCGUCUCCGCUAUCAACAAAUCCUCAGAUGAUCCUCUCCCAUAUUACACCUCCCUCAAAGACAUCCUCCCUUCCUCUUCUGCCACCGUCGAUUCUCCUGCCGUCUCCUUUGCCGUCACCUCUGCUGCGUCAGGUCAAACCAUAAGGAUCCGCAAUCGCCUUGUGAAGCAAGCCGCUUGUGCUUACCUUCAGCCUUCUACUCCAACUCCAUCCUCCAACCCUUCAUUCCUCCACCGUGUCUCCUCCUCUCUCAUCCGUCUCUUCUCUGCCUUCUUUGAUUCGCUCCUCCGCAUCUUCCCAUCUCCUCGAAAAAUCUUUAGAGCUUAGUGAUUGAAAUAGAACAGAGAGAAUUAUAAUCAAUUCUUGCAUAAUAAUCUUUGUUUUUUUUUUUUAUUAUGAUUCAAUAUAUUUUUUUCUAUCAUCUUAAAAUAAAUCGUGAAGGUUUUUGAGGUUCACGGUUACCUAAGACGCCUUAACUUGGGCCCUGGAAGUGGCGCGAGACAAUUCGCCCGUUCGGUUUUUCUCAAGAAGAAUGAUGUCAAGAGUCAAAACUUGUCAAACGGUAAAUAAAGGAAGGCGCCGCUGAUGUAUUUGUUACGUGUAACAUUUGUUUGUUUGUAAUCAAAAGUUAAGAAAAACAUGUUACGUAAUUUAAGGAC
Molecule: messenger RNA, 756 nt
Organism: Capsella rubella
Lineage: Eukaryota; Viridiplantae; Streptophyta; Magnoliopsida; Brassicales; Brassicaceae
Exons: 1
Coding region: 26-424 (132 amino acids)
Source: RefSeq, a predicted model, not a curated record